Messenger RNA from Gopherus evgoodei (Goodes thornscrub tortoise), 2677 nucleotides. RefSeq names its product olfactory receptor 14A16-like. The record is from RefSeq and is a predicted model, not a curated record. Gene Ontology annotation, molecular function: olfactory receptor activity; G protein-coupled receptor activity. The transcript has 9 exons. Gene Ontology annotation, cellular component: membrane. Lineage: Eukaryota; Metazoa; Chordata; Testudines; Testudinidae. The coding region runs from base 1143 to 2219 and encodes 358 amino acids. Gene Ontology annotation, biological process: G protein-coupled receptor signaling pathway.
CAGACGUCUCCUGCCCUCAGUGCAGAGAAACUGUGCGACAGGGAAACAAACCUCAGGCUGAACAGGCAGCUGGCAAAAGUUGUAGAAAUAGCCAAACGGCUGAGUUUACAGGCAGCAAAGGGAGCAGCAGAGAAAGGGUGUGUGAGGAACACCAGGAGACUCUGAAACUGUUCUGUGAAGAGGAUCAAACUUCUGUCUGUGUGGUUUGCCAUCUGUCCCGGGAUCACAGAGAUCACAGGGUGAUUCCCAUAAAGAAGGCUGCCCAGGAGUAUAAGGUGAAACUCCAGGGAGCCCUGGGCCCUCUGAGGUAGGUGCUGGAAGAGGCCCUGGCUAUGACGUCUAAAGAGGAGGAGAAAACCACAGAGUGGCAGGAGGGGAGAGUGUGUCAGCUGCUAUAGCCAUCGGUUUUCAUUGGCCUCCAUGAAAAGCUCUACAGCUUCUCUGCAGCCUGGAGGAAACAGACUGUUCCUUCUUGCUCUGCACUCACAAUCCCUGCAGUGAUCUGCCCAGUGCCUGGGCCAAAGACUGGAACUGGGAGGAUGAUUUGCCCCCAUGGGGGAAAGUGAAGAAUAGGAGAGAGAUGAUUGCAGGUGAAUUUAACAAACUGCACACGCUGCUGAGAGAGGAGGAGCAGCUGCUUCUGCAGAGCCUGGAGGCGGAGGAGAGGGAGACUGUGCAGAGACUAAGGGAAAAUGUAACCAAACUGUCCCAGCAAAGCUCCUCUCUGCAGCAGUUGAUCACGGAGAUUGAGGAGAAGUGUCAGCAACCAGUUAUCGAGCUGCUAAAGGAUGUGAAAAACACAUUGAACAGGAGUGAGAAUGUGAAACUCCAGGAACCAGAAGCUGUUUCUACUGACCUGAAGAACGUGUAUACAAUUUCCCUUGACAUGAGGGAAGUGCUGAAGAGAUUCGUAGCCAAGUCUGUCCAAGGAGGUGAUCAAGGAGCGCCCAUCUGUGGAGUGGAUCCCUGUCUGCUAGGGGCUGCAGAGAGAUGCAGGAAAUACAGCCAAGGGACAUGGAAACUGCUACUGGAUAAUACAGUGAUGAGAGCAUGAGAGUUGACCAAAGAAUCCUAGCGCUGGAGGAUCAAUUUUGCUUUCAAUUAUAUUUGUGAAGCCAUCACACAAUGUACUGAGGAAGACAAUGUCCAACCAAACCGCUGUGACUGAAUUCCUUCUCCUGGGAUUCUCUGAUGUUCGGGAGCUGCAGAUUUUACAUUUUGUGGUGUUUCUAGUGCUUUACCUGAUAUCCCUGCUGGGGAACCUUCUCAUCAUCACAGCCAUAGCCCUUGACCGCCAUCUUCACACUCCCAUGUACUUCUUCCUGAUGAAUUUAUACAUCAUAGACCUCGGCUCCAUCUCUGUCACCAUCCCCAAAUCCAUGGCCAAUUCCCUCAUGAACACCAGGAAGAUUUCUUAUUCUGGAUGUAUUGUCCAAGCAUUUUUUUUUGUAUUCUUUUCUGCAGCAAAUUUUGUCUUACUGACCAUCAUGGCAUACGACCGAUACAUUGCCAUCUGCCAACCACUGCACUAUGAGAUGGUGAUGAACAGGAGAACUUUUGUCCAAAUGGCAUCCAGUGCCUGGAUCAGUGGUAUUUUCUACUCUGCAUUGCACACUGGGAACACAUUUGCAAUAUCUUUCUGUGGAGGCAACAUGGUGGAUCAGUUCUUCUGUGAAAUCCCCCAGCUCCUUAAGCUCGCCUGCUCUGACUCAUACCGCUUUGAAGUUGGAUUUCUCAUCUUUAGUGUGUGCUUAGCCUCAAGCUGCUUUGUUUUCAUAAUUGUGUCAUAUGUUCAGAUCUUCAAAGCAGUGCUGAGAAUCCACUCUAAGCAGGGCCAGCAUAAAGCCUUCUCCACAUGUCUCCCUCACCUCUUUGUGAUCUCCUUGUUUAUUUGCACUGGGACAUUUGCCUACUUGAAACCUACUUCCAGCUCAACCUCAGGUCUGAAUGUCAUGGUGGCUGUUGUCUAUUCUGUGUUGCCACCAAUGAUGAAUCCAAUCAUCUACGGCAUGAGAAACAAAGAGAUCAAAGGAGGUUUUGGAGGUGGAAGGUCCUCAGGAUUUGGACGAGUCUUUGGUGACACAGAAUUUUCAAUGUGUGUCCUCUCUUGGGAGUGUCCAUAUGUCAUCUUUUUGAAGGGGUUUUAUGAGCGCUUUGGUCAGAAAGGUUUGCUCCUUACAAUGAUAAAAGAGUGCAAAAGAUGUUUCUGUAUGGCUUAGUUCCUUCUGAAAUGAUGAUGUGUAUCUUUUGGGAUGUUAUUGUAUUAUUAUUGAUAUGUUAGGCUUAUUUUUAUUAUUUUAACCUAAAUGAAUAUGUAAAAGCAGUGUCAUUCUUGCUAUGGUGGAAAGGCUGUUUGAAAGAAAUUUUUUUCCAGAGUUUCCUAAAGAAAAUCUGAGUUGGAAUAAUGAGGCCAAAUUUAGAUUCCAUGGAAUGACUGAAGUUUAGCCCCUCACAUCAAGGAGAUCAGGAUUUGGCCAAUAGCCUCUAUACACAAGGAUCCAGAUUUCACUGACAGCACCCUGAAGAAAGUGAGCAUGCCAGAGAUCUACGGGUCAGAUUUCUCAACUCAGCUAGACCAGUACAAUGCAGAAUAGAACCAUUAACAUCAUAUGUUUAGUACUGAUGAAGUUCUGGCCCAAAGUCUCUGGGCUACACCCAGUAGUGACAUGAAUGUUGG